UUAUUAAAUGAAGACAUGUUGAUGAAUUCCUUGCAGCAUGAUAAACCUGGUUUACUAUCUAUGGCAAAUGCUGGUCCAAACACAAAUGGUUCCCAGUUUUUCAUCACUACUGUUCCAACUGGACAUCUUGAUGGGAAGCACGUUGUCUUUGGCCAAGUCUCUAAGGGAAUGAACAUUGUUAGAGCACUUGAAAACACACCUGUUGAGCAAGAAAAACCUGUUAAGCAAUGUGUCAUUGAUGACUGUGGUGAGCUGCAGCCAGGAGAAGAUGACGGCACAUGUGCUGAUGAUGGAACAGGCGACUUGUUGCCUGAUUGGCCUGAAGACUCAGGACUCAGCAAGAUUGAAGAAAUAUUAGAUGCAGCAGAGAAACUGAAAGGUAUUGGAAAUGAACAGUUCAAGGCACAAGAUUACAAAGUUGCCGAAAAGAAGUACACCAAGACACUAAGGUAUCUUGAUCAUGCAGAGUCAGUCGAAGAAAAAAGCUCUAGUGAAGGCGAAAAGGAUCAACCAGAUAAGGAGGAGGAAAAAAUAACACAACGUUUUAAAUCAUUGUCAAUCAGUUGUCAUUUAAACAGAGCUGCUUGUAAACUCAAACUAGGAGACAAUGCAGGAGCAGUGGCUGAUUGUGAUGAGGUUCUGGAUGAAGAUGAGAAAAAUGCAAAAGCUCUUUUCAGGAAAGGACAGGCUAAGGCAAAUAUGAACGACUUUAAAGAGGCAAUGGAUAACCUACAAGCUGUUUCCAUUCUGCACCCUGAAGAUAAAAAGAUCAGAGACGAAAUUGAAAGAGUAAAGAAGUUAAAGAAACAGAAACAUGAAAAAGAGAAACAAGUUUAUUCUAAAUUAUUUUCUUGACAGGGAUGGCAAUAUUUCUAGAAUAAUGCACCCAUUAAAAGCAAUGUUCAUCGUGUAAAAAGAUAAAAGAAGUUGCAUUUUACAACUGUGGUGUUCUGUGCCAGCCAAUAAUGAUAUUCUGUCUGUGUUUUGAUGGUGUUGUAUGCUAUGUUCUUUGUGUCACUGGUGUUUGUAUCACUAAAAAAUUGACAUCACACCGCAGAACAGUGAAAUCUUUAUUAAGCAUCCGCCCUCAGGACCUUCUUUGGUGUUCAAUUAAAAUCGGUGUGUCUGUAAUACUUGUACAAUAUUUGUCAAAAUUCAGCGGUUUUGCUAUAAUAAACUUCCACAUUUUAUAACUAUCCUGAA
Messenger RNA from Orbicella faveolata, 1203 nucleotides. RefSeq names its product peptidyl-prolyl cis-trans isomerase D-like. Gene Ontology annotation, biological process: protein folding; protein peptidyl-prolyl isomerization. The record is from RefSeq and is a predicted model, not a curated record. Gene Ontology annotation, cellular component: cytosol; cytoplasm. Lineage: Eukaryota; Metazoa; Cnidaria; Anthozoa; Scleractinia; Merulinidae. Gene Ontology annotation, molecular function: protein binding; cyclosporin A binding; peptidyl-prolyl cis-trans isomerase activity.